Gossypium arboreum is the source of this 1000-nucleotide messenger RNA. RefSeq lists its product as uncharacterized. The transcript is spliced from 6 exons. NCBI's taxonomy places the organism in Eukaryota, Viridiplantae, Streptophyta, Magnoliopsida, Malvales, Malvaceae. The record is from RefSeq and is a predicted model, not a curated record. Bases 185 to 784 code for a protein of 199 amino acids.
UUGACAAAAAGCUGAACGGUGGACUGUCCAAACUCCGAAGUCAGUAUUCAUCUAAAGCUGUUUGCUCAACCAAAGUAGUAAUCAGAAAAACUCUCUCAGCCUCUUUACUUUAAUUUCCUAGAGAGGAACGAGGAGAGUUUUAAAGAAAAUCCCCGGCUUUUUGCAGAUUUUGAAACGGAUCGCUAUGGCAAUUGCUACGGAAGAAACCACCCGCAUAUGCAAUCACUGUGACAGGGCCAUACCUUCUUCUAACAUUGAUUUGCAUCAUGCUCAUUGCUCCCGUAAUCUAGAAAGAUGUAAAGUUUGUGGUGAUAUGAUUCCCAAAAAGCAUGCAGAGGAACAUUUCUUAAACACCCAUGCUCCGGUGGCGUGUUCACUGUGCAGUGAGACAAUGGAACGUGAAAUUCUGGCUAUUCAUAAAGGUGAAAUUUGCCCCCAGAGGAUCGUUACUUGUGAUUUUUGUGAGUUUCCAUUGCCCGCCAUUGAUCUGGCUGAGCAUCAGGAAGUAUGUGGGAACCGGACGGAACUGUGUCAUCUGUGUAACAGAUACGUUAGACUGAGAGAAAGAUAUAACCACGAAAGUAGGUGUACUGGUAUUGCAGAAAACAAUGAGGGAUCUUCCAGGGAUGUGAGGGCAGCCGAAAGGGAACAAGCUCGUCCAAGAAGGCAGGCAUCGGAAUAUUCAAGGAGACGAAUUCUAUUCACAAUUGCAAUAACCGGCAUCGCUGUUCUUCUAGGCUCACUUUUUUUCCAGAAGAAGACAGAUGCAAAUCAGGUACAUUAGUUGCAAUAACCGGCAUCGCGGUACAUUAGUUGUUUAAGCAAAUCAGGUAGAGAGCUACAUAUUCCGUUUGUGUAUUACCAAAUUGUCCUCUAAGAUCAUAGACUAUUAAUGCUGGCAUUCAAAACUCAUUCAGAUUGUGAUAAUGUACUGCAUUUUCUUCCAAAUUAUAACACAAUAAUAUUUAAUUAUGCUAAUGUACCGAGAAAAUUUUGAUAA